UACAAGCAAGCCACUUUUUGAGACAUUUAAUAAUAUCCUACUACCACAACGCACUGCAUGAAGCAUGGACAAUGACGGCUAUACGGACAAGAAUUACGGUUUCUGGAAAGGAAAAGAAGGCAUUACGGGCCUUUUAUUAUAAUCAAGAGAAAAAACCUACCCAAAUCGAAGUUGCGGAUUGGUUCAAAAGUGAAUUUGGAAAACCAAUUGCUCAGUCAACCUUAUCUAGAAUUCUUUCGGACAGGUUUGCGUAUUUGGACGAUACUGAUCAAAAUUUGCAUGCAAAAAGAAAUCGAUCGCCAAAAUAUCCGGCGCUCGAGAAGGCGCUUUAUAACUGGAUUCAGGAUGCUCAUUUUACAAGGACGAAAGCCACAAAUGACAUACUAAAAGCAGCGGCGACGAAGCUCUGGGGUACAAUUCCCGAAUAUAGAGAAGCUUCAAUGCCUGAAUUCAGUAAUGGCUGGGUUGAAGGCUUUCGAAGACGGUACCUGGAGCGAGCGGACGAGCCUUCUCGGGGUGAAUAUUUUAUCGACGUUGAGCAUCUUGGCGACAGCAUGGUGCGAAUUCAAGAUGUUGCGAGUUUUUUUCCCAAAGAAAACAUAUUUAACGUGGAUGAAACUGGUUUGUUUUGGAAACUAUUACCGAACCAAACCCCUUCUAUCGAAAACUGCGGGCAUACAAAACGUUACAAGGCCAAGAUAAGCAUUGUAAUGUGUGCAAAUUCGACUGGAAGUGAGAAACUUCCUUUGUGGGUGAUAGGGUAUGCGAAACGACCAAGAGCUUUUCAUUCAACUGGUACUUAUCCUGAAAACAUUGGUAUACAUUGGUGCAGUUCUGGGAAAGCGUCUAUGACACUUACCAUUAUGAAGAAAUGGCUCCGUUGGUUUGAUGCCAAUAUGGAAGGUCGAAAAGUAUUGUUAGUUCUCGAUAAUUCUGACGUACACCGACUUGCAGUUGAAAGCAUUCGUUGUUCUAGUCAUGCAUUCCAAAAUACCACAAUAAUUUUUCUUCCUUCCAACUCAACCAAUGUAUAUCAGCCCUUUGAAUUGGGAGUUUUCAACGCGUUUAAGAUUUUAUAUAGGUUGCAGUGGACUCGAUAUUGGAAAACACUUUUGUCCAAUGGACAGUCCCCACAAACUAAAACAAAUCUUCUUUUGGCGAUAAAAUGGGUCGCCUCUUCAUGGAACAUCUCACUGUCCGAAUCUAUAAUUGAUCGUGCUUUUCGCCGAUCGGGAGUGUUAAAUAUAAUUGAUGACAGUGAAGCUGCAUUACAGGUACCUUUCAUGUCAAACGAAGUGAAAGAAAUUAUUGAUUUGAUUCAAGAAGUAUUGGGGAAAGCAGAAGUAAAGUUAGAAAGUUAUUUGAGUCCGUUUGAAGAAAGCUUGGAGGACAAUGCGAAAAAUUUACAGGAUAACGAGAUUGCCGCAGAUUUUACGAACGAUAAAGAGUUUGAAACAGAUGAAGAAGAGCAAAGCUAUCCCCCUAUGCCUCAUGAAAAAGCGUUACAAGCGAUUCAAUUGCUUCUUCAAUAUGAGGCUCAACGACCGAAUAACGAUAACACAAAUUAUCCUCAGAUUGAAAGGCAUUUAUCAAUAAUUCAAAACCGACUACAAGAAAAAAAAUAGUCUCAAAAGGCAAAGAUGGAUUAAGUAAAUCUCUCGUGAUGUAUUAUUAAUGUUUCCCCUUCAAUUGAUGACUGGGCUUAGGAACAAGGUGCUGAAGUUUUCGCUCUUUUUUCAUUCAUGUUCUGUUGAAGUCUAUUGUAUAUAUUUAAGAGAAUUAGUGAAUUUAAGAUAUUCAAUAUAUGAUUAUGCUAAGUAUAGUAUUUUUAUAAAUCGCAC
Molecule: messenger RNA, 1841 nt
Organism: Schizosaccharomyces octosporus yFS286
Lineage: Eukaryota; Fungi; Ascomycota; Schizosaccharomycetes; Schizosaccharomycetales; Schizosaccharomycetaceae
Product: ARS-binding protein
Exons: 1
Coding region: 72-1625 (517 amino acids)
Cellular component (GO): nucleus
Molecular function (GO): DNA binding
Source: RefSeq, a predicted model, not a curated record